Klebsormidium nitens is the source of this 2113-nucleotide messenger RNA. The record is from the annotation of a GenBank genome assembly. Lineage: Eukaryota; Viridiplantae; Streptophyta; Klebsormidiophyceae; Klebsormidiales; Klebsormidiaceae.
AGGGACGGCUACAUGGCCGCGUGCGGGCUUCCGCGCGAGCGCUUAGACCACGCGCACGCGACGGUGCAAAUGGCGCUCGACUUGGCGUUCUCCAUUAAGCAGAUCAACCUCAUGCUGGGGUCCAGCAUCGACGCGCGAUUCGGUGUAAAUACGGGGCCGGUCGUGGCAGGGGUUACAGGAACACGGAAGUUCAUCUACGAUAUUUGGGGCGACACAGUCAAUACAUCCUCCGAAGCACUCCCUUGCCCCCUGGUCUGUUGAUAUGAUGUCUGUGUUAGGAGGGGGAAAUUGACGCUGAAGGACGCUUCGGCAGUCGGAAUGAUUCUGAAGUCUCGCUCUCGAUACCCAGCAAGCUUCUUUUCAAUCUUCUUUGAAUGUCAAGCACAUGGGGCCUGUUUAUCACGCCGCUUGUCGCUAAACAGUUAAGUCUGCUGCUUCAGGAAUGCCCUGACACUUCUUCUUUCCAAGACUCGGACUGUUUUCGGGCAACCGCAACCCUUCUGUCACAUUCAUUAUCCGUUAACGCGUCCUCUGAAAAGGGUUGUGAAAUUCUCCUUGACACGAUAUGACCGCACGUUGCCAGCCGCAUGGAGACCAACGGCGUGCUGGGCUGUGUGAAUAUCUCCAAGGAGACCCGGGACGAGAUCGCGGAAGACUUUUCCUGCCAGGAGCGAGAGCCUAUUCACAUCAAGGGCAAGGGUAUCAUGAUCUCUUACCUCGUCACGGGGCCGAAGCACACGCUGGGGGGUUCCCCUCCGCUGCCUGAAACGGCAAUUUCCAGCGCCUCGGGCGAUUCUCCCGCCCUCGGUUUCCCCCUCGUCGACGCCCUGUCACUAACCCGGGGCGACCUCGUCCCUGGCAUCGUCAGCCUGAUGGUCGCCGCGGGCGCGCUGGACGCGCUGAAGAUCGACACGUGCCUGCUCGAGCGCUUCGCGCGCCACGUGGACGCGCAGCACGACGACCGCGUGCCGUACCACAACAUGUGCCACGUGUACAACGUGGUCCAGAUGCUGUGCGUGUUUCUAGGCUGGCCGGAGGUGCGCGCGAAACUGGAGCCGCUCGAGGUCGCGGCCGUGCUGAUCGCGGGCUUGUGUCACGACCUGGGCCACGUGGGCCUGACCAACGACUUCCUGAAGGAGAUUCAGGCGCCGGCCGCGAAGCGCUUCCCGACGAGCACCAACGAGCGCCUCCACUUUCAAAACCUCGAAACCCUGCUGAGCGCAUCCGAAACGGACAUCUUGAGCGAGCUGUCCGAAUCGGACCGGGCGAGGCUGCUUGACACCGUGGCGGAGUGCAUCGGCGCGACCGACAUGGCGCGGCACGGGACGCUUCUGCAAAAGUGGCGCCGGUGGGCGGAGAUGGGCGUCGACUGGCGGGACCGGUCGAACCGCAACUUCUUGGCGAGCCUGCUCAUGAAAUGCGCUGACAUCGGCAACGAAGCCCGGGGACCGCAGGCGGCGCAGUUCUGGGUUGCACGCCUGUACGCCGAGUUUCGGAACCAGAUCGACAUUGAGCGGGCCUUGGGGAUGAAAGAGUCCCCCAGCGCGAAGCUUGUCGAAGCGGAUUUGUACCAAUCGCAGCUCUAUUGGUGCGAGAAAGUGACCAUCCCCUUAUUCAAGCUCCUAGCGGCGUUGGCACCAUGCACAGGGAUAGAUUCGCUCUUGGACAACCUUGAUGAGACCCGCAAGUUUUGGAAACUUCAAGCAAGUCGACGCAAAGUGUUCUGAGGAUCGACUGUACAAAGAGCAGGCAAGCAGAACAAGAUGAUUGAUGCUCGCGCGGCUGAUCAUUGUAGUGUAAUGUUGAACACAAUAGUGUUGAAUUGGGACAAAAUGACAGAACGAAAUAGUUUUGAGAAACGAACACGAACGUCGGAUCCAGAGGUGCUGAUAUGUAAGCGCUCUGUACAACUUGUGAUCUCUCUUUGCUUCAAUUAGACUGCAAGAAGCAGACGUGAAUACUCUAUCAAGCAAAGAAACGCUGAAGCUGGCCCGCGUGUUAGCGGUACGACGGUGUACAUGAUUGCACGCCCACGCGCAUCGUAUGUUAUGAUCAGUCAGGUGCCAGGACAAUCGAUCUAGUGAACUCGAUCACUACAUUGCAAAGGCUACCG